UGCAGAGCCACAGGAUGUGAUAAGCCAGGGCUGCACUCACACUUUGAAAAUGUCCGUAACGCUUCAUACCGACGUGGGUGACCUCAAAAUAGAGCUGUUCUGCGAUGCCUGCCCAAAAGCCUGCGAGAAUUUCCUGGCCUUGUGCGCCAGCGAUUAUUACAGUGGCUGCGUCUUCAUCCGGAACAUAAAAGGGUUUAUUGUCCAAACUGGGGAUCCUACCAACACAGGAAAGAAUGGACAGUCCAUUUGGGGACAGAAAUUUGACGAUGAGUUCAAGGAAACCAUUAAGCAUACGGAUCGUGGAAUGGUCUCGAUGGCAAAUAAUGGUCCCAAUGCCAAUGCCAGCCAGUUCUUCAUCACAUACGCCGCCCAACCAAAUUUGGACUUAAAGUACACGCUCUUUGGACGUGUCAUUGAUGGCUUUGAUGCCCUAGAUGAGCUGGAAAAACUGCCCGUCAACCCCAAGAACUACCGUCCCCAUGUGGACAAGAAGAUCAACGGCGUGACCAUACAUGCCAAUCCCUUGGCGACGUGAUAGAGUACACAAACUUCCAAUCAUAUGCUUAAACUGAAAUAUAUUUAUAGCACUUAAGCUUA
This is a messenger RNA of Drosophila ficusphila, 597 nucleotides long. RefSeq names its product peptidyl-prolyl cis-trans isomerase-like 3. Gene Ontology annotation, cellular component: catalytic step 2 spliceosome. Gene Ontology annotation, molecular function: peptidyl-prolyl cis-trans isomerase activity. The coding region runs from base 50 to 535 and encodes 161 amino acids. The record is from RefSeq and is a predicted model, not a curated record. Lineage: Eukaryota; Metazoa; Arthropoda; Insecta; Diptera; Drosophilidae. The transcript has 3 exons. Gene Ontology annotation, biological process: protein peptidyl-prolyl isomerization.